Molecule: messenger RNA, 3660 nt
Organism: Eriocheir sinensis (Chinese mitten crab)
Lineage: Eukaryota; Metazoa; Arthropoda; Malacostraca; Decapoda; Varunidae
Product: BUD13 homolog
Exons: 3
Coding region: 148-2364 (738 amino acids)
Biological process (GO): mRNA splicing, via spliceosome
Cellular component (GO): RES complex; U2-type spliceosomal complex
Molecular function (GO): RNA binding
Source: RefSeq, a predicted model, not a curated record
CACUGUGUCACCCGCGUCAGUGUGUCAUAGGAGAUAAAAUACAGGGACGCCGUGGCUGUGAGCGGAUCCCCAAGCUAUUUACAGUAUUUUCACGCUUGGUUUUCUUUUCUGUACACGCUUUCCUUUGGUCUUCCGUGAGGUUUUAAGAUGUCCAACACCAUAAGCCAGAAGGAGUACCUCAAAAAGUACCUCAGUGGCAAUGACUUGGACAAGAAGAAGAAAAAGAAAAAGAAGAAAGACAAAGUUUCAUCUCAUAACAAAGGGAUGCGCAUCAUAGAGGACUCGCUGGACCUCAAGACAGUCCCUUAUGGCUACAAGGAUGACGACAACAACCCCACCAUUGCAGAGGUUACCUAUGAUGACCCGAAACUCAAGACCCUGGAGGAGUUUGAGGCCAAUAAGAAGUGGAAAAGGUUAGAGAAACCAGGUGAUGGUUCUUGGCCCAACCGCACUCAAGAUGGGAAGGACUUAUCACCUACCAGAGGAACAAGACACGACUCUCCAUCGCCUCCCAGGAAGGGCAAAGGUGACUUGGGGACUCAAAGGAAAGCUAGACAUGACUCAGAUUCUCCACCCCAAAGGAAGGGUAAAAAUGAGUCACUGUCUCCCAAGAGGAAUAAAAAUGACUCAUCGCCAGUAAGGAGAGGAAGACAUGACUCUGAAUCACCACCAAGGAAAUUCAGACAUGAUGUUGACUCUCCUCGAAGGCCCACACGCGACUCUGACUCAACGCCACCAAGGAAGACCAGGAGCGACUCAGAUGACUCACCACCACGGAGGAAGACAAGACAUGACUCGGAUUCAUCUCCCACGGCUGGAAGACACGACUCAGACUCAUCCGGCAGACGUGAUUCACCACCUAGACGCAAUGCAAGCCCACCGAGGAGAGUCAGACAGGAAUCCGUGUCGCCACCAAGACGCACCAGACAUGACUCGAGGACACCACCCUGGAGAGUACGACAUGAGUCCGACUCACCUCGACCCAACAUCCACAAGACAGGCUCACCAUCAAAACUGACAAGAACGUACAGCGUCUCUUCUGAUGAUGGAGGCUACACCCCCCCGUACCCUCCUCCGGGACGGUCGAGGAAGGAUUCUGAUUCCUCGCUGUCUGAUGGAGAGAAGAAAAACACAAGCACCUCUGCCCCCCCUCAGAGGCCAAACAGACAUGACUCCAGUGCCUCGCCAUCACCACCAGCGAGGAGAAAGAGGUACGAUUCCGACGCCUCACCUCCAAGGAGACACGACUUGGAUGCCUCACCUCCGCGAAGACAUGACUCAGACCUCUCUCUCAAGGGGAGGAAGUUCAGCUCUAACGCCGCUGCCAAACGAAAUAAAUCGUCAAAUAACAGAAACGUAAGUAGUGAUUCAGAUUCAUCAACCUCAGACUCCUCAGACUCACCUCUUACUAAGGUGAAGAAGAAUGGCAAAGAGGCAAAGCUCCCCCAAAAAAGAAAACAGCAACCAAAUGUCAAAGGAGGAGUCAACAAUGCAAGAGCAGCUGACAGAUCACCGAAAAGGAAGCAGUUCAAGGGAGACAAAGAUUCUGAUUCUUCGCCACCAAGGAGAAAGAGACACGACUCUGAUGUGUCUCCUCCAAGAAAGAAGAGAUUUAACUCAGACUCAUCCCCUCCACCAAAACGGUAUGACUCGGAUGCCUCACCACCCAGACAGAAGAGACACGACUCAGAUUCUCCACCACUGAGGAGGAAGAGACAUGACUCAGACUCUUCACCAGUGAGGAAGAAGAGAGGCAGUGACUCCGACACAUCACCUCCUCGGAUCAAAAAGGGAAAGCCAGGGUUUUCUCCACCGCCAAAGAGGAAAGGCGAGGCUCAGGGAGAGGGCGGACAGAUGCGACCAGAACGUAAAAUGACAACGCAGGAAUAUUUGUUAGCAAGAAAGAAAGGUAGGCUGAAGAAGGACACACCAGAGGACAUUGCCAGGAAAGAGAGGGAAGCAGUUCUUCAACAACAGGCUGAGGAGAAGCACCAGCAGUGGAAGCAUGGCGUGAAGCAGGUGCAGGACUACAAGAGAAAGGCAGCAAGCGACGCCCACGAGAUGGGGAAGGCAUUCACCAGGACAGCCGAUGAUGUAGACAUGAAUGCUCACCUCAAGAUGGUGGCACGCAAGGAGGACCCGAUGCUGGAGUACCUGGUAAAGAAGGAUACCAAAGGGAGCAAGAUGCCGGUCAAGCCAGUCUACAAGGGUUCAUUCCCACCCAACCGCCUGGACAUCCGCCCUGGAUACCGCUGGGACGGGGUGGACCGCUCCAGUGGGUUUGAGAAGCGUUGGUUUGAGCACCAGAAUAACAAGAGGGCACACAAUGAGGAAGCGUACAAAUGGAGCGUUUCCGACAUGUAGUUUUGUUGCCGGUGUACUUCAUGUCUUGCUUUCUUUUCCACUAACAGCAUUUUUUUAACUCUUUGCCUCUUCCCAACUUUUGAGAAGGCAUGCAUGUAAGAAAAACAACAAUAAUACUAUGUGCAAUGUGGCAUCCAAUAAAACAUGUAAGAAACUGCAUAGUAGUAAAAAUAAAAUAAGGCCUGUUCUGAUUUCUGUUUCAUAAUAAUCUAAGACAUGAAGAUAGAGGACAUGAAAAUAAUAAGGAAACAAAGUACAAGAAUGAGACAACCUUAUUCUCUUUCUCCUUCCACUGUAGUGUACACACUUGGAAGAAAAGUUUCCAGUCCUUUGCCAAGGUACUUGGCUUGUUUGUUGAUUAUUAUUAUAAUUAUUAUAAUUAUUAUUUUCAUUACUAGUCUCCAAUGAGCAUUUUGUAAACCUAACAUGAUUGUUGGUUACCUCUCAUUUACCAUGGUCAGAUCACGUGCGGGACUCGUGAUCACCAGCCAGCAUCCUCCUUAUUUUGAGCUUGAAGCUAUAUAUUCAGGGAUUUUUGGGUACGGCUGAGACCUCACAUCACACCCAGGAGGCAGGAUACCUGACACAGUACCCAUUCACUGCUGGGUAGACAGGUGACAUGGAUGAGAGGUGACCGCCCAGCUGUCUAUACUCCACCCGGGAAUCAAACCCUCGACCUCUCAGUUGUGAGGCAAGUAUGCUAACCACUGCACUGCAGAGCUCCAUGUGCAUCCAUGAACAUGUAUGGUCAAGUGGCUAUUACUUUUGUAUUUAUUGUUGUUGAUUAUGUAAUACUAUGGUCAUUUUCUUUCUCAUCUCCAUUUGUAUGUGAAGUAUUAUGCUUCUUUUAUUCCAUGUUUGAACAUUAUCAUUUCAUGAAUUGUUCUACUGUUAAUGUAUUCAUGAGUUGAUACUGGAAAAUAUUUCACAUUGCAAAUUAAUCUUAAUAAAUCACUCCUUGUGAAUACAUAGUGGAGAGAAUAGAUGAACAUCUAAAAGAACCCAUGUAAUUAAGAGGACAAGGAAACCUAUGAAGCAUUUUAAUUGGAUAACUUAAAACUGCAUCACCAAGUUUUUGUUUGACACUUUGUGCAACAGAUGAACCAAAAGUGAGCAAAAGUGCAGUUUAUGCACAUAGACAGUCUUGACGGCUGCAUAGUUGUGUUAUGUUACAAUGUGCCCCAUGUUAUGACACUGAAUUAGCAGAUUAACUAAAUGUUUGAAGUUUAUGUAUUGUGAUAGUGUGAAUUGACCUAAAAUUUGUAAAUUCACAUUGUAUUAUAUGAUGAAAUGUAA